AUGGCGCUGGCGGCAUACAGACAUCUCCUACGAGCCACGCGCAUCGCAUUCCACGGCGACGACCAUCUCCUACAUGCUGCCAGAAUUCAAGCACGCUCUGGCUUCGAAAAGCUCAGCUCAAUAGAUCCGUCAUCAGAAGAGGCGCAGAAGGGGAUUGAACAUGCUGAGGGUGUAGCAUCAAUAUUGAGGCACAAUAUCGUGCAGGGCAAGCACGUGGAGGGCUCUGAUGUACUACGGUUAAACUUACACGAAGACAUCGAACGAGGCGACAACGACACGGUGAAACAUCCCCUCGGCAAGGGAGGUGUGGUCAAGGUUGCAGGUGUAUGA
This is a messenger RNA of Capronia coronata CBS 617.96, 330 nucleotides long. RefSeq lists its product as uncharacterized. NCBI's taxonomy places the organism in Eukaryota, Fungi, Ascomycota, Eurotiomycetes, Chaetothyriales, Herpotrichiellaceae. Bases 1 to 330 code for a protein of 109 amino acids. The transcript has 2 exons. The record is from RefSeq and is a predicted model, not a curated record. Gene Ontology annotation, biological process: mitochondrial respiratory chain complex III assembly.